AUGGAUUUCAACAUUUUGAAUAGACUUAAUUGUAAAGAACUAGUUCAAAAUAUUAGAAAAUCAACCAUAAAACUUGUUAAUGCUGAAUCCUCUGUCAAUUCUCUCAGAAAAGAUGUUUUCAACAAACUCAACACAUUGAACGAUUUGAAUGCAAAUAUAAAGUCUGAGCUCGAGAAUAUCAACGCAGUAAUAGAAAGUAAUAAGGAAAAGUUAAACCAACUUGAGAGCUCUGAUGUUUUUCGUGGUAAAUUGAACAUCUUGAAGAAUGAUAUGAAAGUAUCAUUUGCAGAUAUCGUCAGUCGCGAGAUUAAAAGACACACUGAUAAUAUCAAGGCUGAAGUAAAAACAGUCCAGACGACAAUAAAUGAUGCAAAACAAAUCAAAGAAAGAGAAAAUAAUCUAAUUAUGUUUCAUUUGCCUGAGAGUGGCAGUGAUCGGGUGGACGUCAUGAAAAUUCUGAAACACCUGUCUAAUAAUGUUGUUGAUGCUAACCUAGUUCAUCUAACUAGAAUCCGAAAAAAAUCAGACGAUCAUACCCGACCGCUGCUUUUGAAAAUGGAUAGUGUUGACAUAAAAAACGUGAUAAUUAUAAACGUCUCUAAAUUAAAAUCGCUUGACGUCAGCCUGGGUCGCAUCGGACUCAGUCACGAUCUCUCCUCAGAACAGAGAAAGGAACUGAGGUCAAAAAUAGAGGAGGCAAGGGCAUUAGAAGCUUCUGACAAAGAGACAGACCUAGGUGUUCAACUGACGAAUACUAAUGAUGUUGGUGGUGAUGAUGGCUUUCAUGGUGACUCUCUGACGACAAAGAGUAUUGGUAGUAGUUGUUUUGUUGGUAAUGUUUGUGGGUAUGAUGAUGGCCGUGGUGAUGAUAUUAGAAAAUAUUUGAUAUCAAAUUGUAAUGUUAAUGAUUUUAAAAAUUAUGGUCAUAUUAGUGCAAGUGAUAGAGUUAGUGGUAAAGAUGGUGGUGGCAAUUUUAACAUAAAAGAUGUUAGCUUUAAUUUGAAUAAUAAUAGUAAUGUUGUUGGUGGUGAAGAUUUUCGUGUUCGCAGUCUGACGCUUGGGGUUAUUGGUGACGAUUAUUUGAAUUCAUCUCUCGACGGUAAUAAAUGUUUAAUGAUGAAAGGCACUGGCAAUGAUUUAAAUGGUAAUGUUAAUUUUGGUUUUUGUAAUGAUGGUCUUGGUCUUGAUGGUGGUGGUUAUUCGAUGGUCUGUGGUACUGGAAGCGAUCUGAACGUUAUUGGUAAAAAUGGUUGUGGUAAAGAUGAUGGUAGUGAUUGCGUAAUAACAAAUGGUACCGGUAAUGAUCGUAAUGAUAGUGGUGGUUUUAAUGAUCUUAAAAAAGUAGGUAAUAACAAUGUAAUGAAAGGUGGUGCUGUUAGUAGAAAUAUUGGUGGAAUUAAAAAUGAUCGGACUAAUAAUAACUUUUGUGUGGUUAAAAUAAAAUUGGGUUUACUAAAUAUAAGAUCGAUUGGCUCAAAGUACAACAUCAUUUAUGAUUUGAUCAAUGAUGGUUUGGAUAUUUUUGUUGUUACAGAAUCGUGGCAUGGUUCAUCAGAAAAUCCCUCCAUUGCGUUAUCUACUCCUCCUGGUUACCGCUUUGUAGAUUGUGUAAGAGAUCACGACCCUCUCCAUGCCUUACCUACAGUUACCACAUUUGAAGUUUUGGCGGUCAGGUUCACAUUUAAUAGUCAGGAGUUUAUUUUGCUCGCUAUUUACAGACCGGGUUCUGCACAGCUGUCUGGAUUAUUUUUUAAAGAACUGAUUUCUAUUCUAGAAAACAUUACAGUACUCAGUUCUCGAAUUAUUUUUACCGGGGACUUCAAUGUGCACGUUGAAAAGACGAAUGAUCCUUAUGCUGCUAAUUUAAAUGAUAUUGUUAUAACCGUGCUACCGAACGCACUAGAUUCUAGCGUAUUCUAG
Molecule: messenger RNA, 1920 nt
Organism: Helobdella robusta
Lineage: Eukaryota; Metazoa; Annelida; Clitellata; Rhynchobdellida; Glossiphoniidae
Exons: 4
Coding region: 1-1920 (639 amino acids)
Source: RefSeq, a predicted model, not a curated record